GCUAUAUAAAUUAAACUCGGCCUUUAUUUGGAGAGAGUGUGAAAUAAAAGGGCGAGCGGAGCAGAGGAGUUUCCGUUAUCCAAUCUAUUUCUCUCUGUACCAAUAGGUUUCUCUAGAAAUUCUCAGAUUAUCUCUAUCUUUUAAAAUCGAAUACGUUAGGGUUUUUGCGAAUUCGAAUUUGAAUCUCACUGUUUCGCAGCCAUGAUUUCUGAUUCAAUCACCUCUAACGCUACCAUUCCAUCGGCUUCUGCUCCUAAGGAUUUCGGAAAGAAGAAAAGGGCUAACCGGUCUGCCAAACUGAAGCAGUGCAAGCUCGAUGCGCGUCGUGAGCAAUGGCUUUCUCAAGUUGCAGUCAAGAACAAAGUAAGCAAGGAUGAACCUGCCGGCCAAAGAGUGUCCUCAUCUGACAAUGAGAGGAAGAAUGAUAUUGGGAAUUUAGAGAUGAGGCGAAGAGGUAGAGGAGGUGAAGAGGAGAAGAAUGGUUCGAUCUAUCACGACUUUGAUUCUGAUUCCCCUUCUCACAGUCCCACCGGCAGCAGUGUUCUCAGCGGCGGCGAUGCCAGCACCAAUUUCACGGGCUCCUCAAGCAGUAGUAGCAGUAGUAGCAGCAGCAGUGGCGGCUGUUGCUCUGGUAGUAUUACAGAGGAGGAAGAAGAAGGGGUUGAUGAUUGCUUGGACGAUUGGGAAGCCGUGGCUGAUGCUUUAGCUGCCAAUGAUGAUAACAAGCAAGGAAACCAAAACGACAAUGAUAAUCCGUGUUUGGAAUCUGAAUCUUCUCCACAUCUUCAAUCUGGUGCUCUAUCAGAUUCUAAUUCGAAUCAUUUGGAUUCUAGUAGUGAGGAUUUGAAACCACCUAGAUUGACUCCUGGGAACAGCAGAGCGUGGAGGCCCGAUGAUGCAUUUCGCCCACAGAGUCUGCCUAAUUUGUCCAAGCAGCGGAGCUUUCCGGAUACAGAUAGACCUUAUGGACACGGUGGAUUCCCAUGGAAGCAUUCAAUUACUGUUAAUGUGCCUUCUUCCUGUCCUAUAUGUUGCGAGGAAUUGGAUGUCACAGACACGAGUUUCUUGCCCUGUAUAUGUGGAUUUCGGCUUUGCCUCUUCUGCUACAACAGAAUCCUAAAUGGUGAUGGGCGCUGUCCAGGUUGUAGGAAGAACUACGAGGACAAUGCUGGGCAGGCAGAGUUGAGUGUGAAUGGAGGUAGCCUGACUCUCAGGUUGUCUCGCUCUUAUAGCAUGGUUGCAAGGUCGUAGGAGGAUGAGUCUCUUUCUGUUGAAUUGUGUGUGUUGGGUCUAUCUCUCUUCAUUAGCGUGUGUCUUUCUUGUUAUGUUUUAGUUUUAGACAUUUCCUUAGAUAUUCUAGCUGUGGGGUUAUGUUUUUUGGCACCCAGAAUUGAUAACUGCUUCUGCUAUGAGCUUUGGUUCUUAUAUGUAUGGUGCGUGUAGGGAACUAAUGUUUGGUAUGUGAAUAGAUAAGGUGGUAUAGAAAUACAUAAACACGAUUACAGUAUGUUAUGCUCUUCUUUGUUUUAAUGCUUCACAAGACUACUUUCUGCUCUUUAUCUCAUAAUCCUUGUAGUUUGGUAAAUGAUUUUACAGGGGAUAUAAUUCUUUUAAAGUUUUA
Jatropha curcas is the source of this 1621-nucleotide messenger RNA. RefSeq lists its product as hypothetical. Gene Ontology annotation, cellular component: CCR4-NOT complex. NCBI's taxonomy places the organism in Eukaryota, Viridiplantae, Streptophyta, Magnoliopsida, Malpighiales, Euphorbiaceae. Gene Ontology annotation, biological process: protein ubiquitination. Gene Ontology annotation, molecular function: ubiquitin-protein transferase activity. The record is from RefSeq and is a predicted model, not a curated record.